This is a messenger RNA of Drosophila biarmipes, 459 nucleotides long. RefSeq lists its product as uncharacterized. NCBI's taxonomy places the organism in Eukaryota, Metazoa, Arthropoda, Insecta, Diptera, Drosophilidae. The record is from RefSeq and is a predicted model, not a curated record. Bases 1 to 459 code for a protein of 152 amino acids. The transcript has a single exon.
AUGAGCUCCGACCAAGCCUUUCGAGCGUUCCCGUGGCUUGUUCUGCUCCCGUGCUGCUUUUUUCUUCAAUGGUGUGAAGCCGCCCCACAGAUCCAAGACGAGGUACUGCAGCAACUAAAGGAACUGAAUUUAUCCCAGGCGAAACUCAUUGCGGCCAACUCCACCGUUAAGUGCACCAUGACCCCGAGUCUUUGUGACUGGCAACUGCAUCUUUACGAGGGUCACGAAUUUAGUGUUCCACUCGACCAAACUGUGGAAAGUAUAACCACCAAAGCACCCUCUAAUGCUGGCCAAGAAAUCUUUGAGUUGACCCCGCAGGACAGUGGGUUGCAGCUGUAUAUCGUGGCCGAGAUUGAACCGAAGUCGAGACGGGAAAGGCGAAGAAAGGGAAAACUGCGGCGUCCGUCCACUUUUAAUCACUUGAGUAAACAGAAAUUUGUCUUGCUGGCCGUUCAAUAA